UCAGUUUGUCUCUCUACCCUGUUUGGAUUCACUUUAACAAAACAACAUGUGCUGCAAUAAAACAUGCUGGCUAGUAGUGGGAUCUGUGGUAGGAGGACUACUGGUUAUCCUUGGAGGAGUCUUGUUUCCUGGGGGAGAUUUAAUCAUUAGUAAUACAAUAAAAAAGGAAGCUGUCAUCGAGGAAGGAACUAUUGCUUAUGACAACUGGAUCGUACCUGGAAGUCCCGUCUAUAGAUAUUUUUGGAUUUUCCAUGUUACAAAUCCAGAUGCAAUUUUAACAGGAGGAAAACCACAUUUAGAACAAAAGGGACCUUAUGCAUAUUUGGUCAGGCACGUAAAAAAGAGUAAUGUGACACAGAACAGAAAUGAUACAGUGUCGUUUAAUCAGCCAAAUGAAGCCAUCUUUCAACGGCAUUUGUCUAUUGGACCCGAAGAAGAUACAUAUACAGUUCUUAAUCUGGGUGUGGCUGCUGCUCCAGGCAUUUUUCCGUUAUUGGGAAUGAUAAACGAUGCCAUAAAAAAUUCCAAUUCAUCGUUGUUUCAAGUCAGAAGUGUGAAGGAGUUACUGUGGGGCUACAGAGAUCCAUUCUUGGAAAAAAUACUAGGUGGCAUCUUACCAGAUAAAACCACUGGAGUAUUCUAUCCGUACAAUGGAACAAUGGACGGGCCUUACACAGUGUAUAAUGGCAAGAAUGAUAUCAGUAGAGUAUCCAUAAUUACCACAUAUAAGGGAUCAAGUAAUCUCUCAUACUGGGAUGAUAUCUACUGUGACAUGAUAAAUGGUACAGAUGCAGCUUCAUUUCCUCCAUCCGUUAAUAAAAAGAAACCUUUAUAUUUCUUUUCAUCUGAAAUCUGCAGAUCCAUAUAUGGAUUAUUUGAAACUGAAUAUAUGCAGAAGGGAAUUAAACUGUAUCGAUUUGUAGUGCCAACCGCGGCUCUUGCCUCACCCGUCACCAAUCCAGAAAAUCAUUGCUUUUGCACUGAUCAAGUGCUAUCCAGAAACUGUACAGGUGCUGGUGUGUUGGACCUUCGAGCUUGCCAAGGUGGUAAGCCCAUAUUCCUAUCUCUGCCUCACUUCUUGUAUGGAAGUGACUUCCUGUUGGAACAAGUGUCUGGUCUGAAUCCUAGUAAAGAAGAACAUGAAACUUUUGUAGAUGUUGAGCCUAUAACCGGGUUUACAAUGCACUUUGCUAAAAGAUUACAGGUCAAUGUAAUGUUUCAGCCAACAAAACAAAUAGAUGUUUUGGCAAAUAUCACGUCAGAAUUUGUGUUUCCUGUGUUGUGGCUGAACGAAACGGCUCUUAUUGGUGAUGAUUCGGCAAAAACCUUUAAAUCAAGUGUGACUGUGCCAAUGAAGGCGCUGGAAAUUAUACGGAUCGUGCUAAUAUGUGUUGGUGGUGUUAUUUUCCUUGCCUGUUCUAUAACACUUUGUGUUAGGAGCUGUAAGAAGAAAUAAGUGGUAUUCCGGACGCAAACUGACUUACUGAAAAAAAUUGUGAAGACAACAAUAGGAUGAAAUGUAAACUACUGCAUCAAGUCACGAAAAGAGGUCUAUUGCAUCUUCACAAAUCUUAAAUAUUAGCCAGUGAUUUUUUUUUAAUACAGAUAAAAAUAUAUAAUUUUUUAAACAUAAAAAAAGAAGUACUUUAUUAAGGUAGUCAUACACAUUUUACUGUAAAUGUAUGUGGAAUUUGACUACAUUUGUAUAGUGGAGAUUUGAGCUCUGUUUUGUUGUAUAAUUAGGUAUCAUACCCACAGACAUUAGAUGAUUUGUAUAAGACAAACUUGCAGACUAGAAAUUAGGUGACUCUUUUACCCAACAAAUACAUUUUCAAAAAUUGGAAGACUGGUAAAAGAUUUCAAAGGAGGUGCCUUGUAUAAAAUAUACCACACAUCUACCUUUAGACAUGCCAAUAACAUUUUGAACCACAUGUUUUGCUUAUUCCAUUAAAAGAAGUGUUGAAACUCUCUACGCAUUUCAUGAACAUUGUUCACUUCAUCAGGAGAGUUGCUGCUGUUCCAUUAAUGGAAUGUGCAAAGUGGGAAGCUUUACCUGUGUGCAAUAAUCCAUAGCAGCCAAUCAGCAAUUUUCUAUGAUCGGUCUAAUUCAUUGUAGACUAAUGAAAACAAAAUAAUGACUGGUUGCAAUCUUAGUUUUGUACUUUGUUGUAAAAUGAGUCCCAUUAAAGAUAAGUGUAUAAUCA
Molecule: messenger RNA, 2204 nt
Organism: Rana temporaria (common frog)
Lineage: Eukaryota; Metazoa; Chordata; Amphibia; Anura; Ranidae
Gene: CD36
Product: CD36 molecule
Exons: 13
Coding region: 47-1456 (469 amino acids)
Biological process (GO): lipid storage; long-chain fatty acid import into cell; low-density lipoprotein particle clearance
Cellular component (GO): cell surface; caveola; cytoplasm
Molecular function (GO): low-density lipoprotein particle receptor activity; scavenger receptor activity; low-density lipoprotein particle binding
Source: RefSeq, a predicted model, not a curated record